This is a messenger RNA of Trypanosoma conorhini, 2256 nucleotides long. RefSeq lists its product as uncharacterized. The transcript has a single exon. The record is from RefSeq and is a predicted model, not a curated record. Lineage: Eukaryota; Euglenozoa; Kinetoplastea; Trypanosomatida; Trypanosomatidae. Bases 1 to 2256 code for a protein of 751 amino acids.
AUGGGUGCUGCACCGAGCGCAGAGAUACUCCGCGAGGCGCCAUUCCGCCCUGCACGCGGCGACUCUGGCCGCGUCAUCGCGCUGAUUCCCAUGACCGCGGACUUCUUCCCGUCCCCCGAGUCCCAGCUCUUCGGGCAGCUCUACGAGGCCCGCUGCGACCCCUACGUGCGGUACUACUUGCGUCGCGACGCAAACACAGACGUCAGGCUGGACGUAAUUCCACCCAUUGCCUUCACCCGGGAGGAGUACUACGCGGCCUGCAUGGACCUCGCCCGCGCGUGUCGGCUCUACGAGACGACCAAUGAGCUGCGCCAGUGCUACAUGGCAGACCCGGCGCGGCACCACCGUUUGGUUCGCCCGGUUCCCUGCGCCGUGGCCUUCCUCUACAACGACCGGCGGGACACACCGGAGGGCUGCGUGGUGCUGGGCGGUGCCUGCGUCACGGUCAUUGGCGGCAUUGGGUGUGAGCUGAAGACGUCCGACGCCGACGCGGCGGCCCCGACGUUGGAGCUAAUGAUAUUCCUCCGCAGGUCGGCCGGCGACCACAACAUGGUGCGUGCCAUGCUGUUUGCCUCGUGGCUCUUCCACGCGCAGUGCAAGGAGGCGUGCGGGCUGCCGCGCGUUCCCAUGCUCCCCGUGAGCUUCCGCGCACUGAAGACGAACAUUCCAUUCCUCUGCUUCCUGCGUGAGAUGCGGAACCGCGUGGACCUCCUGCACGAAAACACAGCGGAGCACUCCAUGUGGAUUGACGGGGCGUUUGUUUGCGGCGCCGUCACCGCCGAGCAUGCGGCGGAGUUGUGCGAGGCCUUUGCGGCGCAGUAUCGCCUCCAGCUUGAGGCGAAGGCAGGCGCAAAGCCGGACACCCGGCCCCUGCCGCUGGCGGCGCGACUCGUCGACGACUCCUCGAGCAGCAGCGUGGAUGCGGGGGAGACAGGCUGCACGGGCCAUGGCUUGGCCGCCGCCCGCUUCCACAAACAGUUCUUCACCCUUGCCGGCUUCAUAGAAACGGACGACGUCGUCAUCCCAGCCGCGACGCACAGCUCAAACGAGGUGUACGUCGUCUGCGUUGAUGCCUUGGUGCACGUUGCGCAGCGCGGGGAGGAGGCUGCAGCCGGCGACACCGACGGCGCGGGUGUCUCUGGCGGAUUCCCGUUGAAGGUGCGACGCGGGGACAUCAUUCGGUUUGUGCCGGCGGCCGCAGAGCAGACGCAGGGGGCGCAGUACCCCAGUGCGGAGGGCAGCUGCACAGGCGCCACUGAAGGCGCCGAGGACGCGGAGGCGCGGCAGGCGAGGGGCGGCAGCUGGCAGGUGGACGCGACCAUCCACCUGGAGAACGUCUUGCUUUCCUUCGUGCACGACGAGUGCAAGAGCGCCCGCGAGGCCCAGGCGAGUGACCCGCACUGGCUGCGGGACAAGGAGACAGGCGAGCUCGUCGCUGACGGCGGCUUCCUCAUCUGGUGCUUCGAGCGCAAGGGCACGAAGUACUUCUACGGCACCGUGCCGAGGUUUGCCAACGCGUUUAGGCACCGACGGGAGGCGGCGCGCCGUGCGGCAUCCCGCGCGGAGGCCGAGGCGCACGACCCGCCUGCUGGCGAGGAGGGUGGGACGCAGCGCAAGGGCGCCGCCGCCGCCGCCGCCAGGGCGAGGGCGAGGGCGCCGGGCAAAGGCGCCUCGCAGGCCCACGCGGCCCCCGAGAAGGAGCGGGAGCCGGGCCACAGGAAGGACGACGGCAGGCUGCCGCGCGACGCGGCCCGGCUGCUGCCGUGGAUGGUCGUGAACGACGUGGGCCCGGGCCCCGUGAUCCCCUGCUACCCCCCGCUGGCCACCUUUGCCCCCCUGCAGCCAUGCUACGCGGAUUCGGCCCCGUUAAUGAUGAUGUCUCCCUCGUUGGCGUACGGCUCCGUCUCGGGGGGGCUGUCCGGCGACUCCCGCGGAGACUCGCUGCUGGCGCCCGACGAAGGCAGCGGGCGGCGCGGCGCGGGCCGGUACGGCGCACCGGAGUCACCGCCGCCGCCGUGCUUGCCGGUGGUGCAGGCCGUGGGCAUGCCGCCCGCGCCGUCGGUCCAGUACGUCCCGUACGCGCACACCCUGCCGCCGCCUCCGCCGCCUCCGCCGCCGCCUCUGCAGACGACGUACUACUGCGUCUAUCCUGCGCUGCCCCACUCCGGCAUGCAGCCGCUGCAGCCGAUUUCGUACCUGCCCACGCAGCUGCCCCCGCAGCCCAAUGGGAACCCGCUCUUCAUCAUGCGGCCGUGA